GUUAUUGUUAAUAGGACGUUAAAUAAAAUAUAAAACAAAAUGAAUUUACUUUACUAAAUGUUUAAAUGUGUAAACCUAAUGUUCCCAUACAUAACCAUGCUUCAUUCGAUUCGCGUGUCGAUGUAUAGCUUAUAGUUUUCAAAGAAUGACAUAUAUUUGCCGUUUCUUACUACUUGGGAGGGAGGUAUCCGAAUUUGGACUACAGAUUUAGACAUAGAAUACUUGUAAAUUCUGUAUUGAUCAUAACUUUAAAAUCUAGUUAACCCUUAAAAAGAACAGCUAAAAUAAAAGAAUGUCAAAUGCUUAUGUAUUUUCAUGGGAUUGGAAAAUUAAAAUGCACUACCGUUACCAUCGAGAUCUGAAGACGUGCAAGUACGGAAAGACAUUAGAUAAUAUUUAUUCAAUUUUUACAGUGAAAUAUCAAAAAGAAAAAUUAAAAAAAGUGAUAUUUUUCACUUGCGAAUCACUUUUUUCUGAUAUUUUUCACUUAUAAAAAUAUCGCUUUUUUCUGAUUUGACCAAUCAAAGCACUGUUUACAAACGACAAUGAAAGAACUUUAAAGCUGCCACGGUAGGUUUUCCAACAGUAUCUUCAAUGAAACAUUUUUUGUUAUUACUGAAGACAAUAUGUUAGAUAUUCACUAUCCUGUAAUACGGUUAUGUUAAUAUAUAUCGCAAUAUAUGUGAGUUAAAACACUUGUGUGACGUCAAAAGUAAUUGAUGAUGUCACAAUGAAUACAUGACGUCAUAAAUGUCGAGAUCUGUCUAUCCAAAUGUGUUCCUUUAUUUGGUUUGUACCAGUUGUACUGAAUGUGUACGGUACCAUAAAAUGGAACGCAUUGGAUCUCAAAUAAUUUCCCAAGAUGUCGUCUAUCUCUAUAAAGUUUACAGUUCAAACAUAAAAAAACGAUUAUUUUUCUUUUUACAAUGUAACGAAUGUUAAAUCUAUACCCGGAUAAUUCCGUCAUAUGUUAACACGUACAUGUAUACUUUAUACAGUUUAGUCGCAAAUGAAAAUCCCUCGUCUCGUUUUUAACGAAACGCACACAAGUAUGACGAAUGAAGCAUCGCAGUUCUCGCCAUAUCCAGGGAAUCCAAGUGAUGGGUUGAUUGGUGCAUAUGAUACAUCGAUAGAGACAGCUCUCCUUGAAGAACUGUUCAACUCAUCAACGUAUAAUUCCUUUGUUCGACCCUCUGAUAUAGUCAAUGUCACAGUUAGAUUUACUGUGCUUUCACUCAACGAAUUGAACAUAAAAUCCCAAACCAUGCAUAUUUCAGGAUAUCUCGAGGUGGGAUGGGAUGACCCUCGUUUGUCUUGGUCCGGACUCGCUGCCUACUCUGGUAUACUGGCCUCUACUGUAAAUGAAGACACAGUUUGGUACCCGCCGCUAUCUAUCGUCAACUCAGUAAAUGACCUACAGAUAUUAUACGAUGGCAUUACACCCGUACGCAUGUUUCCAGGUGGUCAAAUGGAAUGGCUUCCUCUCCGAAAUUUUGAACUACACUGUGACACAAAUCCAAUGUACUAUCCAUUCGACACACAGAACUGUCCAAUCGCCAUCACAGUGUGGACAUACACAACGUCUCUAGUCAAUCUUGAGGCAGCAACGGGUGACGUUUUUAAUUUGGAUUUUUAUCAUGAAAACGGCGAGUGGGAGUACGUCAGUUCUGCAGUAACCACGGAAACGGUCGAGCGAGCUGGACACGAAACAUUAACAUUGAUUAUUGCUCCCAAAUUCAGACGCCGCCCGCAAUUUUUUGUGAUGAAUACGAUAAUACCUAUUCUAUUAUUGGCCAUUUUGAAUGGAUUUAUUUUCUCACUAAGUGUAGAAUCAGGAGAGAAAGUGGGAUUUGUCCUCACUGUUCUGUUGGCUUAUGCUGUUUACCUUACCUUGGUAUCCGAUCACAUCCCUACAACGUCAGACAACACGUCAAUACUGAGUAUCCUGGUGUUGAUGGUCCUGAUGAUGUCAGUCAUUUCCGUCAUCGUUACGAUCUACGUCAUCAGGUUAAGUGGGCGCUCGGAUGAAGUGCCGAUAUCGGAUACAACUCGCAGACUUACUCAAAUGAUGGCACGCUCAACAUUCUGGGGAGGAUGUCGCCGCCGUAAGAAACAAGUGCAUGUAGAGGAGGACAACACGAACGGCGUCGAUAAGACAGAUGUUGACAACACACCAAAACGGACACCUGAGAAGUCGUGGGUUCAAGAAAUUUCUACACCUGAUGAUGAGUGGGAAAACCUGACAUGGAAGGAAGUUGCAGAUAUCAUUGAUCAUUUUUGUUUUGUUUGGUAUUUUAUAGCUACUACCAUAGUGAGUGGAUGCUGUAUAAUUUUAAUGUUGUAUGGGUAUAACAACUAUAAAACUUAGUUAUGUAAAAACCAUAAAGAAAUUACUGGAGAAGAGGCAUUGAUGAGUCCUGAACACAUAUAAAAAACACCCGAAUUCUUUGUCGUUCAUAUAUCAAAGUCAAUAUCAAUGAUAAGUUACCAAACACCCGAAUUCUUUGUCGUUCAUAUAUCAAAGUCGAUAUCAAUGAUAAGUUACCAAACGUCUGAAUUCCAGACAUUUCCUCCAAUUAUUUUAUGUUGGUAAAAACUCCCGAAUCUACAUACAAAAACAACCGAAUCCACAAAUAAAAACGCCUGAAUCCACAUACAAAAACAACCGAAUCUACAUACAAAAACAACAGAAUCCACAAAUAAAAACAGUCGAAUAUACAUACAAAAACAACCGAAUCUACAUACAAAAACAACAGAAUCCACAUACAAAAACAACAGAAUCCACAAAUAAAAACAGUCGAAUCCACAUACAAAAACAACCGAAUCCACAAAUAAAAACAGUCGAAUCCACAUACAAAAACAACCGAAUCUACAUAUAAAAACGCCUGAAUCCACAUACAAAAACAACCGAAUCUACAUAUAAAAACGCCUGAAUCCACAUACAAAAACAACCGAAUCUACAUAUAAAAACGCCUGAAUCCACAUACAAAAACAACCGAAUCCACAAAUAAAAACAACCGAAUCCACAAAUAAAAACAGUCGAAUCCACAUACAAAAACAACAGAAUCCACAUAUAAAAACACCCGAAUCUUAACGGGAAAAUGACAGAAUAAGACGUUAAUUGAUAACAGGAGACCUCGGAGAAAACACCGCCCGAUUCCGGUUACGGCAUGUAGUGAAAUGUAUCAGCCUCUGACACCGGGGUACGUUUGUUUUCAUUUAUUUUUCAUAUCCAAACAUGACAAAUUAAAUCUUUUUAAACUCAUAAGAUCUACGAUAUUUCCUCGCAAAAACAAAGUAUUUUUAAU
Molecule: messenger RNA, 3308 nt
Organism: Pecten maximus
Lineage: Eukaryota; Metazoa; Mollusca; Bivalvia; Pectinida; Pectinidae
Product: acetylcholine receptor subunit alpha-1-A-like
Exons: 6
Coding region: 1010-2368 (452 amino acids)
Biological process (GO): nervous system process; monoatomic ion transmembrane transport; chemical synaptic transmission
Cellular component (GO): neuron projection; membrane; synapse
Molecular function (GO): neurotransmitter receptor activity; transmembrane signaling receptor activity; extracellular ligand-gated monoatomic ion channel activity
Source: RefSeq, a predicted model, not a curated record